This is a messenger RNA of Cynocephalus volans (Philippine flying lemur), 2003 nucleotides long. It is a transcript of the gene LAPTM4B, whose product is annotated as lysosomal protein transmembrane 4 beta. The record is from RefSeq and is a predicted model, not a curated record. Lineage: Eukaryota; Metazoa; Chordata; Mammalia; Dermoptera; Cynocephalidae. The transcript is spliced from 7 exons. Bases 238 to 918 code for a protein of 226 amino acids. Gene Ontology annotation, cellular component: lysosomal membrane.
CCCGCCCGCACCGCCGCAGCUGCCACCGCCGUCUUCGAAGCGCAGAGUCCCGGCGCGGCAGCCGCUCGGAGCUCUCGGGGCAGCGCAGAGCGAGGCGAGCAGGCAGGCGGACGAGCGAGCCGGGAGCCGGAGCGGCCGGGGAACCGGCAGCAGCUGCGCGGCGGGCCCCGAGCGACGCGGCCGACGCUCCAGCAAACUUGGGCGCGCGCUCGCGCCACUGCGCCCGCGGCCGGAGCGAUGAAGAUGGUCGCGCCCUGGACGCGGUUCUACUCCAACAGCUGCUGCCUGUGCUGCCAUGUCCGCACCGGCACCAUCCUGCUCGGCGUCUGGUACCUGAUCAUCAAUGCCGUGGUACUGCUGAUUUUAUUAAGCGCCCUGGCCGAUCCAGAUCAGUAUCACUUUUCAAGCUCUGAACUAGGAGGUGACUUUGAGUUCAUGGAUGAUGCCAACAUGUGUAUUGCUAUUGCAAUUUCUCUUCUCAUGAUCCUGAUAUGUGCAAUGGCUACUUACGGAGCGUACAAGCAACACGCUGCCUGGAUCAUACCAUUCUUCUGUUACCAGAUCUUCGAUUUUGCCCUGAAUGCCUUGGUUGCCAUCACUGUGCUUGUUUAUCCGAACUCCAUUCAGGAAUACAUACGACAGCUGCCUCCUAAUUUUCCCUACAGAGAUGAUAUCAUGUCAGUGAAUCCUACCUGUUUAGUCCUCAUUAUUCUUUUGUUUAUCAGCAUUAUCUUGACUUUUAAGGGUUACUUGAUUAGCUGUGUUUGGAACUGCUAUCGAUACAUCAAUGGCAGGAACUCCUCCGAUGUCCUGGUUUAUGUUACCAGUAAUGACACUGCGGUGCUGUUACCCCCGUAUGAUGACGCCACCGUGAAUGGCGCUGCUAAGGAGCCACCACCACCCUAUGUGUCUGCCUGAGCCAAGAGUGGAGCAGGGCCAAGAGCCACAGAUAUCUGAGCAGUAGUGCUUGAUUUCACUUCUGAGAUGAACUCCCUGAGCUUAUUUGUUGCUGAAAUGCUACAUUUUAAAUUUUAGAUGUUGAGUUGAGACUCUCUGUAGUUUCAAACGUAUGCUUUAGCUACAACACUGUGAUAGAUUAGCUGUGGAAUCCUGUCUGUAGGGGUGGGGGUAUAAUGGGCUUCACUAGUCUUCCCUAGGCAUUGAAACUUCCCCAAAAUAUAGCUGGACCUUGAGUCAGAGAGGUCUGGUUUUGUACCUUCUGGAACCCAAGGUUGGGCAAUAGUCACACUUUUUCUCUGUUCCCUCUGUCUCUUUUUAAAGUGUAAAAUAAAGUCAAAAUUUAGCGCUUUUCUUAAACCAUUCCAGUGUAUGGAACAAACCCUUAUGAAAACAGGAAUGUUAAUUGUGUAAUUGUUGCUCUAAUUAGGUAAAUAGGAAUCCAUAUGAAUUUCCUUAAUAUCGUUUAUGGCUUAAAUUCAAUGAUAGUUUGAGUUUGCUGGUCAGGAUUUUGUCCAUGGACUAAAUUAAGACCAUUGACAAUAACAGGCAGUGAGAGCAGUAACUAUCUGGUGGCUCUUCUUGUACAUCCUGUGUCUGGGGCCAUGGUAUGGCAUGUCUCCUGUGUCUUCGAGGGGUGGAACUGACUUUUCUCCUGGGUCCCCCCCCUACCAGGGCCCCCUUUUACUAAGUGUUCUGCCCUAGCUUGAUCCAAAGGGGACAUUCAACUUACUUUAUCAAGUGGAAUUGCAGAUAUGUGUUUGCCUAAUAAUAUGAAGAAAUGUUUUCUCCUCCUUUCCCUGCAAGGUACAGCCUACUGCUUUAAACUUCCAAGUAUGCCUAGUCAUCUUUUAAAAUGUAAAAGUCAUCAGUAAAACGAGGGUUGUCUUCCUUGUGGAAUGCUGUUAUCUUGACUAUCUGAAUUGUGAGGGAUUUUUAUAUAUUCAUAUGUUCAAAAGUCAGCAACUCUCCUGUUUGUUCAUCACUGAAUGCGCUGUAAAUAAAGUUUUUUGCAAUUAAAGUGAGAUUUGCCCACAUCCAAGAAA